Messenger RNA from Magallana angulata, 1456 nucleotides. RefSeq names its product betaine--homocysteine S-methyltransferase 1-like. The transcript has 7 exons. The record is from RefSeq and is a predicted model, not a curated record. Bases 130 to 1191 code for a protein of 353 amino acids. Gene Ontology annotation, molecular function: zinc ion binding; methyltransferase activity. NCBI's taxonomy places the organism in Eukaryota, Metazoa, Mollusca, Bivalvia, Ostreida, Ostreidae.
AAAACUGAACUGGCUGUUUAUGUUCUGUUGGUCGAAAUAACGACCAUACACCCUCGAUAUUACUGCACCAGUGAACUUAGUGCUACUGGGGUGUCUCAGAAUUCGCUGGCUCGGCUAACUUGAGUGGACAUGGCUCAACAAGGAUUAGUAGAACGUUUGAAAAAUGGCGAAGACAUCCUCAUCGCGGAGGGAUACAUGUGGGAGCUGGAACGAAGAGGAUAUUUAACUGCAGGCGGAUUUAUUCCAGAAAUUGUUCUAGAUAACCCAGAGGUAGUUCGUGCCCUGCACAUGGAAUUCAUCCAUGCUGGGACAGAUGUUAUAGAAGCAUUUACAUACUAUGGUCAUCGAGAGAAGCUGCGGACCAUAGGGCGGGAAGAUGAUCUUGAGAAGCUUAAUAGGGUAGCGUUGCAGAUGGCAAAGGAAGUGGCCCGAGAAAAUGGUAAACUGUUUGCGGGUGGAAUCUGUAAUUCCGGAAUAUAUGACCCUCAGGACGAGUCAACAUUUGCUGCAGUCACGGCCAUGUUCAAAGAACAAAUCGAAUGGGCAGUUGAAUACGGAGUAGAUUACAUCAUUGCUGAAACGUUUAAUGACUUAGGGGAAGCCAUGCUCGCUUUAAAAGCUAUACAACAAUAUGGAAAAGGAGUACCAGCUGUUAUUACUAUGACGGCAUAUAUUCCGGAUAUGACGACAGAUGACGUACCGUUUCCGGAAGCUUGUCGCCGUUUAGAGGAGGCAGGGGCUGCAGUGGUAGGGGUGAACUGUGGAAGAGGCCCCCGCACCAUGCUGCCUCUCGUCAAAGAGAUCAAGAAAGUGUGUAAGGGUCCAGUGGCUAUGCUACCGGUUACUUUCCGCUGUAGGGACAACUGCAGGACAUUCCAGUCCCUUAAAGACCCAGAAACAGGAAAGCCUUUAUAUCCGACUGAUUUGGAAGCCGCUAGAUGUAGUCGAUCUGACAUCAUGUCUUGGGCCGAGGAAGCCAAAGCAGCUGGGAUAAACUACAUCGGUCUCUGCUGUGGCAACGCCUCUUUCUACUUCCGCGAGCUCGCGGAGGCUUACGGUAGAAAACCGCCCACGUCAAAAUAUACUCCUAAUGUAGGCCUUAGCCAUAUCUUUGGGAAAACUAGUGAGGCUGACAAAUACAAACGUUCAACCAAGAUCAAAGAAUUUAUGAUUGGCAAAGACAAUGCUUAGAGGGGAUUAGCAGUUCCGAUACAUUUCCGAGACUUUUUAUUAUAUUAGUGCAUGCAACGGUUGCGAUUGGGUCCUUUCUCUCCUGAUAUGAGAGUGAUGAUGUUUCAUCAUUAUUCUUUGAUUUUGUUAGCGUAUACAUGUACAUAUGUGUAGUGAAAAUGAUAUUUUAUUAGCAAUGCUGACUGCAAACGAGAAAUAGAUAGAAAUAAAUAAAGUAAGUGUGGUCUUUUUUGGAAAAUAUACUGUAUCACGUAUUGCAAGACUA